AGCGCGCGGUACUUGAAUGCGGAUUGAAUUGGCGGCUGGAGUGUAUUUUCUGCAACAGGUUUUUAAAAAAAAUAUACGGUGUGACCGAUCCGAAAACUGGUAUUUCUCAACAGUUACCGGGUGGGUCUUCUAAAAUGGUGCUCACGAUAGUAUGGUUGGCUCUCGCAUUGUUCAGGAUACUAUGGUGCCUGGCUCCGCAAACUGGCUAUAUACAUCCUGAUGAAUUUUUUCAGUCACCUGAAGUUAUGGCAGGUGACAUUUUGAAUUUGAAGAUCUUUCGUACUUGGGAAUUCAACACCAGCCACCCCAGCAGAUCAAUCCUGUUCCCAAUGGCCACAGCUGGCUUUUCCUUCAUAGUUCUGAAAACUUUACACAAUUCUGGCUUAUUUGGCAGUAUUCUAAGCAGCAACAAUUUGUUGAUUUUUCCUAGAUUCUACCUGACAUGCCUGUCCUUUAUACUGGACUACUCUGUAUACCAUUUAGCCUGUCUCUGGGGAGCAGACCCUUGGCAUUCUUUAACACUGCUGAGUGGGUCACAUGUGAUGUUGGUUUUUUACACAAGGACAUUUUCAAAUGUUGUGGAAGGAGUUCUGUUUGCAUUAUUGCUGGUGUUAGUAGCUGUGGACCUACAGCAAACAAAUGUGGCAGCACACCCUAGGAAAAAGGAAAGAAGGAACAAUAAAGAUCUUAUUGGGGUUGUUUUGGUCUCUGGCUUUUUUAAUAGGCCCACAUUCAUUGGUUACGCUUUAGUACCAAUGCUGUUGUGGCUUUCUCAUGAUGAGAAAGGGAAGUUUCUAUUCAGCUUAAGAACAAUACUGAAAACAUCAUUUAGCAUUUUUUUAUCCGUAAUUGUAACUACUUUCAUUUUCAUUGUUAUUGAUACACUAUAUUUUGAUUUGUUAGUCUCUGAAAUUGGCUGGUUUUUGGAAGAUGGAAAUUCUACACACAAACAUAUCAUUAAUCUAAGCAAACAUCUAGUUUUAACUCCACUCAAUUUCAUUUUGUAUAACUUGGAUCCAGAAAACCUUGCUGUACAUGGGCGGCACCUCUGGUUUACGCACCUGACUGUUAAUGGUCUUACAAUGUUCGGUGCUCUUCACUUGUCAGCUGUUGUAUCUGUUAUCAGAAUUAUUACUCAAAAGUCUGUUGGCCCAGCUUGGUCCCAUGACCCAAAGAAACAGCAGUUUAAAAAGAGAUUACUAAUGCAGUUUUCUGCUACAUCUCCAAUUACUGAGUAUUUAAUUUUAGUUUAUUUUGUUCCUCUGAUCAUCCUGUCUUUGUUUAGUCAUCAGGAGGCACGGUUUCUUAGUCCACUCAUUGUACCAGUUGUUAUACACAGUGUUUUAAAUGAUGACAUGUUCAGGAGAAAAGGUGUAAUUGUUGUGUUUAACAUUUUAUUUUCAAUACUUUUCGGCUGCCUUCACCAGGGUGGCUUAAUACCUUGUUUGUCUUAUUUAGAAAAUAUUUUGCAUUCAAAUGAUUCCAUGGCUAACCAGUUUGAGCACGAUUUGAUAUUUUAUCACACCUAUAUGCCUCCUAGGUAUCUCUUGAAUAUCAAAUCAGAUCAAGAGUCUAUCAGAAUCAUUGACCUGGGAGGGUCUGACUUGUCUAUACUCAAUAGCACAGUGAAUGGACUGCUUAAUAAUUUCUCAAAGCACUUAACAAUGUGUUUGUCCAAGCAGAUUGGGAAUAAUCAGGAAAUAAAUAUCUACAUUAUUGCACCUGGCACUGUUCAAAAUGAGAUCAGAAGCUGUGGUUUUCAGUGGAAAACUGUUGCAUCGUUUUUCCCUCAUUUAACUACGGAAGAUCCACCUGAUAUUUCUUCUCUUCUUUCUGACGAUGGAUUGACCCAACUGAGUCUUUACAUUUUCAAGGUGCACACAAAGUCAAAGAUUUAGAAAAUUAAGAUCAUGGCUGAUUUGUGUACUCAGUUCUACUUUUCCUAAAGACCACGUUCUUUCAUUCCUUUAGAGACCAAAUACUAACCACCAAAUACCAAUCCAUUUCAACCUUGAAUAUACUGAAGACUGAGCAUCCACAAUGCAUUGGAGAAUUCCAAAGAUUCACAACCUUCUGUGUAAAGGGGAAAGAGGGGGAGAACAAUCUGUAAGCAUCCACACUGUCCAGCCUACACAGAAUGUUAUAAGAUUCAUUGAGAUCACACUUUAUUUUUUUAAACUGCAGAAUAAUUAUAUUUUGAAGAUGUCGUUCUAGCUUCUUCUGUGAUGUAUUUGUAAGUGUGGGAUAUAUAUUUAUAUACUUAUAUUUGCAGAUAUGCUGGUUCUAGGUGACUGUCAAAUUAUUAGUGUCUUCCGGGUGAUUUAUAUAAGGUACCAUCUAUGGCUUUUUGUUGGUGAGAAAUAUAGAUCAAGCACAAUAGAAAUGAAGAUUGGGUAAUGAAAGUAAAAGAAUGAGUUUUAUUUCUAUGGUUCAUUUAACAUAAUAAAACAUCCUGCUGUGCUUAGCAAGAGGAUUAUCAAUAAUAACAGAAGGAGAAAUCAGGCCAGAAUUGAAAAAGCACUGCGAUCUUGAAGACUUGUAAAGGGGAUGGAGCCUGCAGAAAUACACCUGGUGCAUUUUAAUUUGAUGGACUUUUCUAAGUUUAAAGCAAUUGCUAAGCUCAGCUCUGUGCUCUGAUCACAUCUGCCUCAGCUUCAAAUAACUGUUAUGUGGCCUGACUACAGAACCGAAUCAAAUACUAAAAUUCUGUAAGUAGUUAAAAAUGGAAUUGUAGUUUAUCCAUUUACUUCAGAGG
Messenger RNA from Rhincodon typus (whale shark), 2755 nucleotides. Its product is annotated as GPI mannosyltransferase 4-like. The coding region runs from base 135 to 1898 and encodes 587 amino acids. NCBI's taxonomy places the organism in Eukaryota, Metazoa, Chordata, Chondrichthyes, Orectolobiformes, Rhincodontidae. Gene Ontology annotation, biological process: GPI anchor biosynthetic process. Gene Ontology annotation, molecular function: alpha-1,2-mannosyltransferase activity. The transcript has 3 exons. The record is from RefSeq and is a predicted model, not a curated record. Gene Ontology annotation, cellular component: endoplasmic reticulum membrane.